This is a messenger RNA of Prorocentrum cordatum, 2829 nucleotides long. The record is from the annotation of a GenBank genome assembly. NCBI's taxonomy places the organism in Eukaryota, Dinophyceae, Prorocentrales, Prorocentraceae.
AUGUUUUUACAGCGUGCAUCGGCUUGCCCAGAGGAAGAUCCCGACCACGACCAGUGGUUCGAGUAUGCAGUCGUGAAGGGCGAGAAGGUCGGCGUCGGCUGCGCGUGCAUGCGCCACGGGGCGAUAUGGCAGGAGCGCUUCUCACUGGAGGGUAGCGCCAAUGAUGUGCUGAAGAGGGCCAGGAACGGCGCAGAGUUUGGCAACCUUUUCGACAAUUACGAGAAGGCGAUGCAAGGCUCAAUGAGCAUGCCAUCCUCCUUGUCCGAAGUUGUUUGCAACGAGUGGCUGAUGUUGCGGGUUAUCAAGCCGCGCACUGGAUGCACCAGGCAGGGCUUCAUCAACGCCAAGAAGGUCACCCCUGAGGCAUGCGGCAUGCAGACCCAGCUGCUCCCGAAGAUCAGCGGUGAGAACUACAGAAGGUACCUGCUGCUAGAUGCAGAUGAGGAGAACUCCACCAAGUAUGAGCUAGUCAGGGAAAUCAAGAUCGACAAAUCGACGUUCCACCUGAAGCUUGAUUCUUGCUACCAUGAGGAUCUUCCAGACAUGGUGUUCAAUGCCCUUCUCAAGCAGACCGAGGCCAACAGCCCCGUCUGGGCCAAGAUUAGGACCACGACCUGCACGCAGGAGCAGAUUGACGGACUUGAUGGCUUGACGACGCCAAAGAACCAGACUGUAACCAAGGGCUCGGCUACGCCUGCCCAGACUAGCUUGAACACCAGGGGCGUGCCUGCGAGGAGCAGGGGCGAGAAAACUCAGCUCGCCGAUGGGGGCUUCGAGUCUCCGAUGGACAUCGUGAAGCGGAAGAAGGAAGCCACGCCCGUUGCAGAGGCCCUCUUGGGCAGAAAUCUGAACCGCCAGCUCCGCCGGGCACGGGUCGACGGGGGCAACCUCGCCAGAGACCAGCACAAAGACGCGUCGAACGAGCUUUCUACUCACAUCAAUGCUGUCGAAGCUGCCUUUUGGUCUGGGACUUCCGACCUGAAGACCGAAGAGAUGACCGACGUCGUCGAUGGGCUAGACAGGCUGGGCGCCUACAUGCACCAGUUGCCCAUCGGGAAGCAGCGGCACCUGAUGGAGAGGAGGAUCUGCACGGUGGUAGCAUCAGUUGUCCAGGGCAAGCACGCGGAUGAAUUCUUCGACGUGGUCAGGCCGCGGUCCGUCGAGGGCGAGGAGGCGGAUUCGUCGCCGUUCGACCCGGAGAACCCCUUGCAUCGAAAGCUGGAGGUCAAGCCCAGCUCUGGCGUCGAGCUUUUCGACGGCGCAGUCUGCGUCGCUGUGACUGAUGUUGUCAGACUUGGCGGGCCUGGCGAGCUGAUCUCGGGCCGCCUCUGCCAUGCCCUCGAGGAGUUAUUUGGCAAAAGUGGGCCUGCAGGGGACCAUGCGGAGUGCGACGCGUCGGCCGAGACCGUGAACAAGGUCUGCAUGGCCAUCAGCGCCUUGCUCUUCCCCGAGAAGGUACACCUCGCCAAGUUCUUCAAGGAGGUGAGCGACAAGGCCCACGAAAAGAACGCAUCGACCGACGGGCCCUUGGCAUAUGCAGUCGUUGCCGAGCUGAAGCUGGUGUCAGAGAUGGAAACCGUCAUGGAGGAUAGCGCGGACAUCCAACACUUCAAGGAAGAGCUUGAGUGCAUUGAGGAUUUCGAUCACAUGAAGAAGAUGUUCGACUUGGGCGAGAGGUUGCGUGACCAUGCGGUGCCAGGGUCAUACGGUCCUUUUCUUGUGAAGCUCGGGGGUUCCAUGAGGGUCAUCUCGACCAACCGCGCUGCUCCUGGGGGCUCCUUCACUGCGAAGGUACAGGACCUGCUCCAUCGCGCCAACUCGGUGAUCCCCAGCGUCGUGAACUGGGCCGACAUGAGCAACGCCAUAGAGAAACGGGAGAAGGAGCACUCGGUCAAGGACCAGGUGAGGGCUUUCAUCAAGAGCGUCUCCGAGUUGCAGUCUAGCGUCGGCGAGUCGCGGCUGAGCACCACCGACCAGGCCGCGAGUGCUGCAGUCAGAGCGGCCGCUGAGAAGGCGUUCGGCGCCAUCGUCGCGCUCAGCAUCAAGGAUGUCACCGACAAGACGCUUGGAAUAGCGAUUCCUUUGCUGGAGUUGCUCUGGGUGCCCAUGGGGGAUGGCUCGGACAAGAUCCCGCUGUUCAAAUGCUUCGAGGCUGUAUUGCAAGCCAGCGGGGCCCACUCCGACUGGCUCCAGACUCCGCCCGAGACCGAGGGGGUCCACGCCGCGGAUGUCGACUUCGACAAGUUGAAAAGAUUUGUGUUCAGCGCGCAGUUUGCGCGCAAGGCCUCUGACGCGCUCGGCGAGCAGAAGGCCUCGGUCUUCUCUGAUAUGAUUGACCAGUGGGCCGCCGGGAUUGACGAGGUCAAGCUCGAGAGAAUGUCCAAGGGGCGUGAGGCCCUGGACGCCGCCCUGGGGCUGCUGGAGGAGGUCGCGGCGGGAGGGGAGGGCGGGGCCUCUUGGUUUGGCAGGGCGAAGAAAUACAAGAGCUUUGGCGAACUGCUGAAGCUCGCCCAGAAAACUUGGAUGACUGCGGACGGCGAGAUGAUCAAACAACGUCGUGACACUGUCCUCGCCCGCGCACAGUCGUUCAAGUGUUACUCCGAUAUGUUUGGAGAGCCCCUGUCUGGUGACCUCGGGAAGCGCGUCGAUCAUUUGGUCUUGCUGGCCACGGGUUCCGAGAUCACAGCCAUCAUUGCCGGCCUGCGCUGCAAACGCGAGUCGGAACCCGUCAGACUGAAACAACAGAUGCGCAAGCACGUGAAGGCGAUUCUGUCAAACACGGGCGUGCACAAGCACAUGCCCGCGAAAUUGGUCAGCCACGUUUUUUGA